AAAGAUGCUGCUCCGCGGGUGGGUGUAGACGCAGCAGGCGCGCCCGUGCCCGCUCUGGUCCGCGCGCCUCACCUGCCUCCGGCGCCCCUCUGGCUGCGGAAGAGCGGGGCUCAGGCCCCAGCCCGCGUGCCAGCCCCCGCGGUCCGAGAAGAGUCGGCGGCGCUCGCAGCACUCAGGUCGCCAGGCUCUAGUCCCGGCUCACCAUGCAUUGCCACGCGGAACUGAGACUGAGCUCACCCGGCCAGCUCAAAGCAGCCAGGCGGCGCUACAAGACUUUCAUGAUCGAUGAGAUCCUCUCCAAGGAGACCUGCGACUACUUUGAGAAACUUUCCCUCUACUCUGUGUGCCCGUCGCUGGUGGUGCGACCCAAGCCUCUGCAUUCUUGUACUGGCUCUCCUUCCUUAAGGGCGUAUCCCCUCCUCUCUGUGAUCACCCGACAACCCACAGUCAUCUCCCAUCUGGUUCCCACCGGCCCAGGAAUCACCCCAGUGUUAUCGCGCCAUGCAGUCGCCACCGAGGCUGCCACCACCGAGCCCCCUGGUGGUGAGGCAUUAGCCAGCAGCGAGUCCGAGACAGAACAACCCACACAGCGGCAGAAGAAACCACGCAGGAGUCGCACCAUCUUCACGGAGCUGCAGCUCAUGGGCCUGGAGAAGAAAUUUCAGAAACAGAAAUACCUGUCUACUCCGGACAGGUUGGACUUGGCCCAGUCUCUGGGACUCACUCAGCUGCAAGUGAAGACUUGGUAUCAGAACCGCAGGAUGAAAUGGAAGAAGAUGGUUCUUAAAGGUGGACAAGAAGCACCCACAAAACCUAAGGGGCGUCCCAAGAAGAACUCUAUUCCCACAUCAGAGGAGAUUGAGGCUGAAGAGAAGAUGAACAGCCAGGCCCAGAGCCAAGAGCACCUGGAGUCCUUGCAGGGACACAAGGAGCCCUGUGAUACCCAGGAGCCCAAAGCAUGCCAUGUCCCCCUAGAGGUAGCAGAAGCGCCGCCUCACCAGCCCCAGGAGUUGCCAGAAGCUUCUUCUGAACCCCCACCAUUAAGCUAAGCUGAAGUUCUUUGGGGGAAGGGGGAUACUGGGGAAAAGGGAAGAGAGAGAAGGCAAGGAGACUCAGGAUAGAAGACUGCUAAAGCCUAGUCCCGUGGGUGAAGGAGCGCCAUUUGGCCACCUCCUCCCAGUGGCAUUUUCAUCUUGAGCAUUUGAUGAAGACUUGUUUUCCUUGGGUCUUGCCCUUCUUGCAAGGCUGUGUUAGCCACAGAUACCCCUGAGCAAGGGGCUAGCACCUUGGAGCUGUUUGCCCAGGCUGGGGCGAAGGCUGUGGGGUUGAGUACAGCAGCCUGUCAGUAUGACAAGCUGGGCUGGCCUGCAGAGAGGGCUGCUCUUCUCCCUCCCCGCUUCCCUCUGGGUAGCCGGUCAGCGGCGCAGAGAGAGGUAGGUGGGAGCGCUUGGGAAGCCCGGCCAGGCUCCUUGCUAACUCAGCGCUUAUUUCUGUAGUUUUAAGAGAAUGGAAUGUUUUGGGGUUCUUUUUGGAGGGUGGGGUAGGGAAGACUGUUGAAGGCAGGCAAAGAAAGAAAAGAAAAAGAAAAAAAAAGGAGUUGGAGGGAGUUGCAAGUUACUAGGGGCAUCUCUGAGUCCUGCUUGCCUGUUUGGAGACACGUGUGCCUUUGUACCUUUAUAAGAUGGUCAGGUGAUAAAACCCUUACGAGCCUUGGUUUUCCUGCCUCAUUAAGUUGC
Chionomys nivalis (European snow vole) is the source of this 1736-nucleotide messenger RNA. It is a transcript of the gene Barx2, whose product is annotated as BARX homeobox 2. Gene Ontology annotation, molecular function: RNA polymerase II transcription regulatory region sequence-specific DNA binding; DNA-binding transcription factor activity, RNA polymerase II-specific. Lineage: Eukaryota; Metazoa; Chordata; Mammalia; Rodentia; Cricetidae. Bases 204 to 1049 code for a protein of 281 amino acids. Gene Ontology annotation, cellular component: nucleus. The transcript is spliced from 4 exons. Gene Ontology annotation, biological process: regulation of transcription by RNA polymerase II. The record is from RefSeq and is a predicted model, not a curated record.